AAACAACAACAAUGACAGAAAUUAGACAAGGCUACAGUGAUUUUUAUCACACCGACAACCAACCAUUUACCUUUCACAACUUGAUGCCUACAGACAAAGUACAACGUCGCCUUUCGUUUUCAACUUUACUGCAAAAGAGACCUAGUCUCAUGGGUCGCAAACUCUCCAUCUUUUCUCGUCAAAAGAAGCCUCAGCUUAAAGUAAUGAUUCCCAUGGUAGUGGCAGAAGACACACAACUGGAAAGAAUGGAUACAUCCGCAAGCACAAGCACAGACGGUGAUGGUCCGUUAACUCCCACCUCUCCCACCGCUUCUCUUUACUAUCAACAACAACAACAACAACAGGAAGUCUCUCCCGAUGAUCUCCAAACUGCCCUAACAACCACAACAAAUACUGUCCCUCUCAAGGAUUACUCUGGUAAAGGCUAUUCCAAUUUCUACAUCAAAUUACCCAAUGGCAAUUGGAUGGUGCGAGUUAGAGACGGCAACAGAAAGAUUGUCGCUACUUAUGAAAUUGAUGGUUCCAUGAUCUAAAUUUUUAUCUAUUCUACAUAUAUUUAUACCCCCACCCCCCUCACUCUAUUUUACUGUACAUAUCUCAUCUAUACCUUUAUCUAUCACCCCCUUUCUUUUUAUACACACACACAUUCAUUUUUUAUAUGUUAAUAAACUCAUCAGUUACACACUGCUAA
Mucor mucedo is the source of this 691-nucleotide messenger RNA. RefSeq lists its product as uncharacterized. The transcript has a single exon. The coding region runs from base 12 to 533 and encodes 173 amino acids. The record is from RefSeq and is a predicted model, not a curated record. Lineage: Eukaryota; Fungi; Mucoromycota; Mucoromycetes; Mucorales; Mucoraceae.